GUCCCCGCGCGCUACGUGCACUCUCCAUGACUCAGUGGUUAUUACGGUGUUGUUGUUCCAUGUAGCACUGUGUGGUGACCUGGUGACAUGCGGCCCGCGCUCUGAUAGUACACUGUAGCCGCCAUGUCCCGACGGACGCUGCUUCUCCUAGUGAUGCUAGCCGCCGCGCUGGCGAACCAGCUAGAAGACAUUCCUCAUAAUGAAGUCAAGAAUUGGGCGCUAAAAUUUGGCGUUGACUUGUGGGAAUUCGGCCGCCAUUUUACCAAAAUGAACCAGAUACAGAAUAAAUACCACGAAUACAACGUCGAGGUGGUGAGAAAAGAUGGACUGUUACUGGUGCGAGAACUGGCGGCCGAAGUGAAGAACCACAUGGACUUUAAAACAAACGCUGUUAUGCGAAUCAUGGACUCAUCUGAAGCUGCUGCGCUGACAGCAGGGAGUGGCGCCGAUGGGUCACCCGGCUCCUACUAUGACGCUCGCUGGCUAAACGUCCACGCUGACGACGGAACCCUGGCUGCUCGCGCACGCAGAUUACUGCUCUUCCCCAGCAGACAUUUCGACCACAUCGCUGUCAAUACCAGCUACAGCGCUGUUCUUAUGCCGCCCUACAUCAGCACUGAAGAUGAAGAAGUGCAGAACCAAAUAGCAUGGUCGGAACACUUAGACCCAUUGUUUGUGAAUAACUACGAGAUCGACCCGACACUGUCCUGGCAGUAUUACGCCUCCUCUACAGGUUUCAUGCGAAGGUAUCCAGCAAUGUCGUGGCCACCAGAAGACGGCUAUUCGCACCACGCUCGGGACUUCUACGAUUUCCGAUCUUCUAACUGGUUCGUCGAAGCUGCUACCUCUCCUAAAGACCUGGUGAUUCUCCUGGAUGACUCUGACGACCUGGGGUCAUCGUAUAGACGUCUCGCAAAAGCUACCAUCUCGGCUUUAUUGGAUACUUUGGGGCCGAAUGACUUCGUCAACGUGUAUAGGUACAGCGACGACGUGUCUGAGAUACACCAGUGUUAUACGAAGAUUUUAACUCAGGCUCUUCCAGAGAGCAUUAGAGAACUUAAAAGCGCAGUCUGGAAUGCGGAACCUAGAGGAGGUGUCGCUAACAUGACGGGGGCGCUAACAACAGCCUUCGAGAUCCUACAUCGGUACAACCGAACCGGCCAGGGUUGCCAGUGCAACCAAGCGAUUGCAGUGGUUGGUGCGGGUGGCGGAACCGCGGGGGUGAAGGGGGUGUUUCGCACCUGGAACUGGCCACACAUGCCCGUCCGCAUCUUCACGUACCGAGUCGGCGGAGAUGCGACCACGGGGAGCAAUAUGAAAGACAUGGCCUGCACUAAUAAAGGUUUCCACGUGACGAUCAACGAGUAUAGUGAGAUACGUUCCAAGGUGCUCCACUUCAUAGAGGUGUUGGCGCGACCUCUGGUGAUGUAUCAGACCAUGCACCCGGUACACUGGAGUCCUGUCUACAUUGGCGGAAGAAGCAGCAACUUAGAUGACGAUGGACUGGGACAAUUGAUGACGUCAGUAACAGUACCAAUCUUCGACAGAAGAAAUCAUACGCAAAGGGAAGCUAACCUAUUGGGAGUAGUUGGCACUGAUGUUCCUGUCAAUCAAAUAAAGAAGCUCGUACCACCAUAUAAGCUUGGAGUAAAUGGCUACUCCUUCAUGGUGGAUAACAACGGGCAUGUUUUAUAUCAUCCGGAUUUGAGGCCUUUGCAUACUAAUGAAGAGUACACAGAGACUCUGAGGCCGUUAUACUCCAGCGUCGAUCUGACGGAUGUGGAGUUGUUGGUGGACUCUGAUGAGAACUCGAGGGUCAAUCUCACUUCGCUAUUACUCGAUCUCCGUCACGACAUGAUAGAGCAGCGUGAAGGUGAGACAGAGAUAGGUGUGAAGGUCCAAUACGACGGCAUGAGGCGUGUCGCGACCAGGAGACAGCGGUACUUCUACAGCCCUGUGGAAGGCACGCCCUACUCGUUGGCGGCAGUGCUGCCUGAUGGAUACGGAAUGUACGAGCUGCAAGCUGAACAGGAGAUCAAGCACAGCCCUAUUAACGUCUCGGAGUAUUUAAAAGGCGAGAACUGGAAAGUUCAUCCCGACUGGGUGUACUGCGAGUACUCGUCGACGUCAGAGCAGUCGUUCUCGUCUCCCGAAGAGCAACUUCUUCACUUCCUGUCUCGUGCCGGCCGCCCUGGAUGGAAGUGGAUGUCUGUGAGGCCCCGUGCGCUCACACUGCACAACGCACACAAGAAGCAAGACCGCGACUCUUAUUUCUGUGAUAAAACUUUAGUACAGUCUCUGGUAAGGGACGCCAUUGUUAUCAAAGAAUUGGACGCUCACACAGGACACGCUAGUCACUCACACCCAAUUGCGACAUUAAUGGCACUACUAACAAGACAAGGACGAUUCCACAAGUUCGUAGUGUCAAUGUCAUUCGUCGCUACAAGGAGCGGUCUACUGAAGUGGACAGAAAAUAUUAACAGCUCAAGAACUACGGAAUCAGUUGAUCCACAUUUCAGUGAAAAAUAUGCCCGCGCUUUCGACUCUGAAUGGUACCGCAGAGCAGUGGAGCAUCACUCCAUUGAACCGGAGAGUUUUGUGUUCUCCGUACCGUUCCGGGACGGAUCUGAGCCGGAAGACUUCAACGGCAAGCCGCCCCUUGUGAUGGCGACGCAUGCUGUCUUCGUGGAGUCCAGGGGACAUAGGGCGCCUGCUGCUGUUGUUGGAUUGCAUUUCCAACUUGAUUCGCUGUCUAAACAUUUCCUCAAUGUUACCUCUACUUGUACUGCUGGAAGUGUAUGCAAAAAGACCUGCGCUGGUGAUGAACUGGACUGCUAUAUUCUGGAUGAUAACGGCUUCAUAAUUCUGUCUGAAGAGCCUUCACAGACCGGGCGGUUCUUCGGACAAAUUGACGGCACCAUCAUGGACUCCUUAGUGCAGGACAAGAUAUACAAGAAAGUGACCGUCCACGACCAUCAGGGCCGAUGUCCUGAUUCGAGGAAUCCGUUUAGUGGAGAUGGAACCAAGCUGAGUCCGAUGAAGCCAUGGGCCUGGCUUGGUAGUUAUCUGACGCGAUUAUUGGCAGUCUGGUAUCCGCUGUGGGAGACUACGAUAGCGCAACCGUAUUCUGAAGAUGAAAGUGAUUAUGAAGACUACGAAGGCGAAGAAGAUCCGGAUCGUGACCGCGGAAUGUACGAGAUAAUAAUAGACGGCGCCGGGGACGCGACCCGUGCGCCCCCCUCGGCUCCUCCGAUGCACCCUUCUCCUCCCCGAGAGGCUGCUCGCUCGGCCGCCGUACGCCCCUGUGACACCAGCGCGGAGCUGUUCACCCUGCAGUCCACCAGGCUCAACGCUGCGCAACCGCUCAAGGGGAAGCUUACUAAUUGCCAUAAUUCUGGAUGCGAAAGACCGUUCAGCGUGCAGAAGAUCCCGCACAGCAACCUGAUCCUGCUGGUGGUGGACACGCUGUGUCCGUGCGGCGCCAAGCGGCUGGACGUGCGAGCCCGCGAGGCCCCGCCCCGUGCCGCCUGCCGUGCUCCUCCGCGCGCCUCGCACCGCCGGCGCCCGCGCUCCUGUCUCUCUUACCACCCCGAGGAAAUCGAGAUCCUGUCGUGUGGACGAGCGGGACGUAUCCAGAUUCUUCACGCACUGUUCGCGACUGUAGUGCUGCGCCUGUGUGUGUACCUGGUCACGUGACUCCCGCGUGACAACUAAACCCGCUAAGCGUGUCCGGACCGGCUUUCCAUGCACACCAAACUCCAUAUCAAUUUGUUUCUAAGUGAAAUACAACGGUGAAAACUUGAAAAGCUUGUGGUCGACGUUUUUGUUGCGGGCUGUGGACUGUAUUUGGGUGGAAGUCAGACCAGCAAAUGUUUCUGGCUCGAGUGCGCUCAGUGUCUUAUCGACUGAAGUUUGGUCCGACCAAGUGAACUUUCGUCUUGUUGCGUGCAGGAUUUAGGCUAAGAUUUUCAAUCCAGUCACAUACUAUUGGCAGUAAAUAGGUAGGAAACGAAUAUCUUGUUAAACUAAAUAAAGUUAUCAAUAACUCUGAUAUUGUUUAACUAAAAUGUUACCGGUUUAUAAAUGAUCUAACGUAUAUUAAGGUGGUUUUAGAAAAAUUUACCUUCGUUGAAUAUUCUCAAUUUGUUUCUCGUGUCAUUCAAAUCAGAUUUUAAAGAUAUAGUGAAUUUUUUAUGUAUUGAGGUUGGCUAUGUUCUGUUUGUGUGUUUGUCACUCGCUGCAAGGACUUCGUAAUUAAUUAUAAUUAGUAUUUUAAAUUGUAUGCGGAAUUCCCUUGUAUAUUAUAUAUUGGCCAAAGUUCACGAAAAACUUGAAUUAUGGUUAAAUACUUUCAGGCAUUUAGAAUACUUAUAAUAAUGAAGAAAAUGUCAGUUCUUGGUUACAACAAAACUUCUGGCUAUGAAAUUUAAAUUUUAAACACAUUAAAUUAAAAGAAGAAUUUGAAGAUUGACGAAAGUAAUUUCAAAUAUUUAAUUGCGAGUGAGACAAUAAUUGUCCUAAGCUUGGAAGAGUCAUGUGGGUUACUACCACGCAAUUAAAUCGAAUGUCCUGACUCGUUUUGUAUUGAGUUACUACUCGGAUCACAUGAACACUGUCAAUGACAGAUGUAGCUAGCGGGUUAACAACUGGUAGAUCAGAUUGUUCUGUCACUUUCUGUUAACACUGGACUGGCGCUAUCUUUUUUUUUAAAGCACUUUGCUUUUGUACCUGUUUGAUAUUCGCCAAUUGGCGCUGUUGGACAUGUAGCGAGAGUCUGUGACCCAUCACAGACAGUAAAUAGUUUCCCAAAACUAUUUACAAAAAAAUUGUGUACUUUAUUACGUUGAUUCUUGAAGAAUAAAUAACACGGAAAAUGAACGCAAUUAAUUCAAAAUGUAAAAACACUUCUGAGUAUUGUACGUUCCUUCGCAGCCAUUUGUAUUAUACGUCUAAAUUAGUUCUCUGUACGCUCGCGAGUGGCGCUUCAAUUAGGCACAAAAAAUUUGCUGUCAAACAUAUGGAACAGCCGGUCCAGUGGUAUUUAUACAAGGCAGUGGUAUCACGCGUUCAGCAAUUCAAUUUUCCAUUUGAGUUAAAAUUCGAAUUUUGUAUUUGACGAAGAUUCAAUACGAAAUGUCGACAUUCACGCUACAGGCUAGUUCCAAAAAGUUAAAUAAUUUUUGUGUUUAUUUUAGAAACUGUGUGUGAGAUUCCUUAGUUAUAGGGUUGUCUAUAUGCCUGAAAAUAUCACUAAUAACUUUCAACGUACGGCUUAAAUGUUGAAGUUUGUAUUUGAAUAAAAUAAUAAAUACUGUUAAUAUAAAAAAAUAAAAUACUCGUCUAUAUUCUAUUAUAAAUAAUGAUUUAUACCUAUUAAAUCACUAAGGCUGAGAUCUACAGAGGGUACUCAAUCUUUUCUCAGACUUCACUUACGUAGACCUUAGCUGAGUAAAAGCUAAGCGUAAUUUUCCAUUACGAUUUUAUAGUCAAUUGAUAUAUAAAAUUAUGCUAAGAUUAAGCUAAGACAGCCCUAUGCAAAAGCCAAGUUCGCAUUUUAUCACACUCAGCUAAGUUUUACGUAAGUAAAGUCUGAGCAAAGUCUUAGUAAGCUCUAUAGAUGUCAACCUAAGACUUCGGUGUCCUUACAGUGACCUUGUAUUAGUAGUUGCUAGGUAUUUUCUCGCCUAAUCUUCAAAUCAUUAAAUAUUUUAGAUAGUGUUAACAUUGUCAUAAUAUUUUAUUGUAAAUAUCUACUGUUCAGUGGCCUACGGCAUAUGUGUCGCCUAAAUAUUUACUAUUAGCAUUAAUAUUUAAUACGGCCGUUAUUACGUGAUUCGAUAUUAGUCCUCAAAGCGGUGAGAACCAAUGAACUAUUAUAUUUUAUGGAUGCGUUAAUAACGGGUUAACUUCAUACCUGUUCAUCCUUUACGAUGGCUGUACUUGUAUAAUAAAGGUAUAAGAGCACGGAUCUUUAGCGGUGAGUGCAACUAAUGCGCAUGUGAAGUCGCGUACAUGAUAAAGGAAUCAGGCUGUUGGGAUAACGCUUGUAGCCUUUUGAAAAAAUCACUUAUUGACUCCCAAACUACCUACAUUAAUUAAGGAAUUCAACUUUAAAUGUACUAAUUAUAGGACUCCAAUACGAGUGCCAGAUGUAAAUUUUGAUACAUAAUGUACGGAUAAAACAGGCCAGAAUGCGUAUCUAUAAAGUAGUCCGCGAGCAAGUGUUUUCUGUACCUCUCUACCUAAGACAGUGACAUAACGCGAUUAGAAAUGCCUGUCGAAUAAAAAGAGGCCAACAUCAGAGCGGAUAUGAAAUCCUUAGUUUCGUAAAGCCUCCUUCCCUAGGGACAUUUUCGGCUUCAUAGUCGCAGUGUCGCAGCAUAAUGUGUGAUGCUCUAGAAUUAUAUACAUGGGCAUAGAACGCAACGAAACCAAAAUAUGGUCGCUGUAUCCUAGAGGAAUUAUGCCGUCUUAGCCCAUACAAUCCCCCAAAAAAUACACCCAUUUGCAAUGCAAACAACUCAGUCAACCAGCUGUUGUGAGCCGGCGCGGUGUACUGAAUGCUCAUUGGUCAGGUAAUAAGCACAACGUUACGUAAUUGGUCAGUUCAUAAUCACAACAUAACGUGAACAAUCACUAAUGGCUACUUUGCAUUUAUAAUAAACUCUGUGUUCCUAAUGUGGUCUGGAAGUGUUCGACCUUUAUUAGGCGUCUAUGAGUUACGAGGUCGAUGCAAGAGAGUGUAUCCAAUAAUCCAACUCCAUACUGUGUGGCGAUUACCACUGUAAUAGAAAACUUAUUUUUACCCGGCAUUUUACUUCUUACUUCAUCUAUCAUUUAUUCUGCAAAGAACGUUAAUAAUUGCGGUCUGCGCUUGUAUCCCUUUCGUCUUCUUUUACUUCUUCGCAUUCAGUGACACCGCUAAAGAUCCCUUUGGCCGACAGGGCCUUUGUAAACUUGUAAACACAAAUGAAGUAUAAAAAAAUGGCGACGAGGUAUAGAAAGUUAUCGCUAUUUUUAAUUAAGAACUUAAAAAAAUAACUUAUAAUCAAAAUAUUGUAAUAGAUACUUGAUUAUAAAUUUAUCUGUUGUACCUACUGUCAUAUAACGUUCAAUAUACAGCUUGUUUUUGUCAGUAUUAAUUUUUUUUUAAAUAUCCAAGCAUCUGUAAUAGUACAAAACAUAGUUUUUCGAAAUUAAGUGCCAAAAUAAUGCCGUUUAUCGUAAAUUAUAUUAUUGAAAAUACAAAUUUUAUUUUUUGAUGGUUAAAAGCAAGCUGAUUAUAGAAAUACUCAACCUUAUUAACCAGUUUUCAAUAAGACCCCAUUUUACAAAAUAACUUUGAUAAUUACCAACAUAGUAUUUCAUGAACGGCUUUAGGUAAUCAUGAUAUCGAUAGGUCGUUACGUGUCGUAACCGCGUCAUUAUGACGUUUAAAACAUGCAACAUGAUAAUUAUUUUUUGUGCCCCCCCCCCCCCCCUUCCUUCACAGCAUUAUCGGGUAAAAGAGAUAGGAAAUGCGCAAGCUCGUCCAGAAACAGACUACAUAAAUGCUAUAAACAUUGCUUUUUAAUUUGUGAUAAUAUAAAAAUAUUUUUAGUUUUAAUUAAAUAGGGAAAAAAUGUCACGUAGGAGUCUCAUUUGAGAAAUUUACGUUGAUCGAGUGAUAUCCUAUCAUAUUUUGAAUUAAAAUAAUAUAUAUACCAAUAUAUAUAUAUAACUAGGGCAAACCUGUCUACUGACAGGAUCAGAUUAUGAGACAUACAGACAAAUAAACGGCUGUUUUUGAAGUAAGUCCCUAAGGUAUAACUGUAAAUUCAAUAUCUAUAACCAUAGAUAAUUUAUACGUCUAGAUAGGCUAUGACAGCUGUGAACACGUCGAAAAGAUAGCGGCAACGCACGCAAUCUAUGUCUAGCACACUCCCUCAUAAUAAUUUUAACGAAACAUAAAUAUUACCAGAUAUUUUUAUCGCCCCAUUUUCAUAAGACACUUCUUAUGAAAAUGUUUAGAAUGUACACGUUUUGCAAUUGAGAUAUUCUGCUUGACUUGGCAGAAAGUUAGUGUAAGAUAACAUACAUUUCUUGUAUUACUAUUACAAAUCGAUAGGCGAUAAAUUAUUCUUUUAAAAUUAUUUCUUCAUAAUAGUAUCUAUAACAUAUACUCUACAAUUGCAUCAAUAUUGUUGUUUUGGCAAUUAUAUAAACAUAAAACAAAUAAAUUUGACAGAUAUCUCUUGAAACUGCAACUCUAUUUAUCCAUUUGGAGAUAGCAGACAUAUUAUGUAUCUGUCAAUCUUAAUGUCAGAGUAAAAAGUACCCGAUUGUGAAGUCUAAUAUCGAUACCUCUGUUCCAAAGUCUGAAAUUCCUUAAGUUUGAGAUAAGUAUGAGAAAUUGUUCCAUAAACGAUAACCCACCAUUAUAUGUGAGAAACAAGUCGAAAAGUGAAUGCAGUUUAAUUGUUAAUUCCAAUAUUACUUCAUAAAUCCAGAAUAUUUUCGUCUCAAAGAACAGCAACGCAUGACAUAAAUAACAUUAACGCUAUAUAAGCGCAGGUCUGGCCACACAUGGAGUAUUGCUGUCAUCUCUGGUCUGCGGUACCCCAGUAUCAGCUCGAUCCAUUCGCGAAAAGCGCGUACACAUUCCUCAGGCCGGUAACGCUGCUGUGAUUCCUCUGGUGUUGUAAGACAAUGUGGGCUGCGGUGAUCACUUAACACCAGGUGACCCGUACACUCGUUUGUCCUCCUUUUAAAAAAAAAGUAACAACUCAAGUUGUUUUCUUUUGGAACCCUUUUCUGAAUUGUCACUCUUUGGAACUGAAGUAUCGAUAUAGACUGUCAAGUAUCUAAAUAAUUAAGAUUUUGUCGUGUUGAAGUUGAGGGCUUUGAAAUAUGUACAUUUUGUAUAAAUACAAGUAAGGAUCGGUUUAAUGUAUCUAUUCGUAUCAACUGGUGAACGACUGGUCAAUAAUGAGUGCUUAUUGUAAGCGUCGUGUCUUCCAUAGCAGUCGUGAGGCAGGUACUCUUAAGUAUUAAAAUGAUAAUAAUAGUGUAUACUGUUAGCGAUAGAUGGCGCAGAGAUUAGCCGUUAUAGACAAAUACCUCGUUUAGUUACGCAAAUAAUAGCUAGAGUUUGUAUUUAUUUCGCGUUUAUUUCGUGGACAUAUCAAUUCAGGCACCAAAUGAUACUAUAGUAUAAGCAAUUUUUUGUAUAUUUUCUUGUACAUGUAAUUUUAAAGAGAUCUCUGUCGAUAUUGCAAAGUUAGAAACGCCAUAGUAGCUUUAUAUAUUGUAAUAGAGUAAGUAGAAUUUUGAUAGUGAGUAAAACUCAAAACUAGUCGCCAUUCGUUUCACCAUAAAAAUUGAGAUAGGUCUCUUUAAAAAAAUAAAGAUUAAGUUGCCAUAAGUUGAUAAGAGAUGUCACCACCUUCGUAAACUUUUCUAAAGUUUAUUUUCUAUCCAUAUAAGAUUUGAGUCCUCGAUAAGCUUCUAGAUUAGAUUAAUCGAAAUUUAUAAAUGGAUUGAAGAUAUCGUGAAUUAACGAAGUUUAUAUAAAUGUUGUAUCGGCGGUCCCAAAGGGGGGAAUGCGAACUUGGUUCUCUAGUGGUAAUUAUAGUCAAAUAUUGUUCUUUUGUUACUUGCCAGUUCAUGCUAUAUAUAAACCGUAAUUACAAUAAAGUUCUCUUAUAACAUUGUG
This is a messenger RNA of Leptidea sinapis, 9694 nucleotides long. RefSeq names its product voltage-dependent calcium channel subunit alpha-2/delta-3 (gene stol). Gene Ontology annotation, molecular function: voltage-gated calcium channel activity. The record is from RefSeq and is a predicted model, not a curated record. NCBI's taxonomy places the organism in Eukaryota, Metazoa, Arthropoda, Insecta, Lepidoptera, Pieridae. Bases 124 to 3696 code for a protein of 1190 amino acids. The transcript has 25 exons. Gene Ontology annotation, cellular component: voltage-gated calcium channel complex.